Molecule: messenger RNA, 122 nt
Organism: Sphaeroforma arctica JP610
Lineage: Eukaryota; Ichthyosporea; Ichthyophonida
Exons: 2
Source: RefSeq, a predicted model, not a curated record
AUGAUAACACUCCCUCGGCAGUGGAGCGAUUGGUGCAGACUGUUCUAGAAAUAGAACUGCCACAGAGGCCCGCCAUGGUGGCUGCCAUCCAGUCACACCUGCUCUUUAACAUGCGGGAUUAG